AUGAAAUUGUUUGACGCACACUGUCACUUGCAAGACCCAAGAAUCUUUGACAAGGCACCCCAAUUGAUUGCAGCAGCCGUUGAUUCUGGCGUUGUUCGUUUUGCUGUUAAUGGAGUCUCUGAGGUACCGCUUUCCAUAUCAUACAUUUUCUCUCUCCUUAUUGUAAUGCCUAUGGCUGCUCAACAUCGUCAUUUUAAUAAUUCCAUUCAGAAAGAUUGGCAUUUGGUCAAGCAGAUUAGUGAGUCCUAUCCUUGCGUAAUUCCCUGCUUCGGUCUCCAUCCCUGGUAUGUUGCAGAGAGGACACUCAAUUGGCUCAACACUUUAAAACAAUUCUUCGAGGCUACUCCCUCUGCUGCAGUUGGAGAGAUUGGCUUGGACAAAGGUUCACAAGGGAAGAAGGUUGAUUUCACAGAUCAGGUUAAUGUAUUCAGGCAACAACUUGGAAUUGCAAAAGAGUUAAAAAGGCCAGCAUCCAUCCAUUGUGUUCAUGCUUUUGGAGAACUUCUUCAGAUAAUGAAGUAUGCGUGCACACACACACACACACAUAUAACAGAACAAGCUAUUGUCGAUGGGAACCAAAUUGAAAGUGGGCUUUUCACUGUGCCAGCACCCCACCUGAAGCGGUUUCUUGCAAUUGCAACCACUGGAUUUCAUGGCAGCUUGUCUCUGGCCCGUAGGUUGAUUCUGCAGUUAGAUGUUUUCAUGCAGAACAACCUUGGAGAAGGCAUAAUUUGCUUUUCCAUGGCAUCUUUGGGUCCUUUUCCUGCUGGCGUCAUUCUUCAUUCUUACCUAGGUUCUGCUGAGAUGGUUCCUGAAUUUGCCAAUCUAGGUGCUUACUUUUCUUUCUCUGGAUUUCUUAUGUCCAUGGAAGUACACAAGGCAAAGAGGAUGCUGAAGAUGGUGCCUUCUGAAAGAAUUUUACUGGAGACAGAUGCACCUGAUGCAUUACCCAAGUCUGAGUUAGAUUCUGCGCAUCUGGUUGAAGGAGCUUCCCUCCCUGAAGAGCUUCAGUCAAUAGAAAUUUCCUCAGCUCCAUUUGAUGGUGCAAGAGAUGUAUCAACAUUUCCAAAAGAAGCACUAAAUCACCCAGAAAAUAUUCACAAGGUAGUACUCAUCUAUGUAGCAUCUUUGGUAGAGAUGACCAAAGAAGAACUCGCUGAAGUAACUUACCAAAAUGCAAGAGAAGAGGAGGGGGGGGAAGGAGAAAAUGAGGGUUGGGGUUGGGAAGUGCGCAUGAGAGAGAGAGAGCUACAAUUUCCAGAAGAGAAGAUGAGAGGAGAUGGAGGAAUAUGGCUCGAAAUUGCAGGGGUUUCUGGGAUGAGAGAUGAUGAUUGCUCUAUGGAUGUGUGUUUAUGGAAAGAGAGGAAGAAGAUGGAAGCAUGGGUGGCUUUAGCAUAUUUCCAGCAGCUUGACGAAAGCUUCAUCAAGCUCCUGGGUGAUUUGACAGAAGAGAAAAUAGGAAGCAAUGGAAGAACAAGGCUUGAAAUCGAAGGGGUUUCAGAGGGGAUGCUUGCCUUCGAUGAAUUCUUAUGGUUGCUGGGAGGCUUGCAGCAACCAAGGCAGCUGGACUUCUCCAUGUGGGCGAUGAGCCAUCCACUUUUGUUUCUUGUUUUCUUACCAAAGCUUGAAGAGAAAGAAUGGGUAAGGGUGCUAGUCAAAAAAGUGGCCUGUGAGUUUGCUCAGGCUGCUGGAGACAACCUAUUUGAUCAAGCUAUUGGGACACUCCUCUCUCAUGCUUAUCCAUAUGUUUGGGCUCAAGAAAUGAGCUCGAGUUUUGGUGCUCCUAGGCAGCCCAAAACUUCAACUUCUUGGCCCAUCAAUGAGCCUCGUGAAUACUUGGCGAAAAGACUAGAAGAAGAGCUUUUCGCACACGAGAUUGCCGGUGGCGAUGUGAGGGACGCUAAGGAGGUUGGAGAGGCUAGAGGCAUAGGUGCCUUUGCCAACGUCUGGGAAGUCAGGGAAGACCCAUGGACAUUCAUGUCCGUCAUGUUGCAUAAGAAGCGAAUUUUUGUUGAUGAUAGAAGAAGGCGUUGUGACGUCAAUUUCAGAAUUUAG
Molecule: messenger RNA, 2055 nt
Organism: Prunus armeniaca (apricot)
Lineage: Eukaryota; Viridiplantae; Streptophyta; Magnoliopsida; Rosales; Rosaceae
Source: the annotation of a GenBank genome assembly